AUGGCUGGAAAAGUCAAUUGGGUUAUUAAUAACGGCUCAGCACCACCAUGUUUUUCAAUAAGUGGUCAAAAUUAUCAUUCAAUUGGGAGUUUGCUUCCUACCGUCGAUGAUAGGCUGAGGUUUGCACAGUUGUACAUAUACGACACCGAGAAUGAAGUUAACAACAAAAUAACUGCUGUAAGGUAUGCUGGCUACCCAAGUUACUUUAUCACCAUAACAUGCAAUCCCAAAUGGGAUGAGAUUAAAUGUCUACUAAAAGACACCGGAUUAAAAGCAAAGGACAGACCUAACAUAGUUUCACGGAUUUUUAACAUAAAGCUAAGUGAGUUAAUUGCAUACUUCAAGCAAGGAAGGUUCUUCGAGAAAAUAACUGGCUAUGUCUGCACAGUGAAAUUCCAGAAACGAGGGUUACCACAUGCUCAUAUAUUGUUAUUCAUGCACCCACUGUAUAAGCCUAAAUCACUCGAGGAUAUAGACAAGCUCAUAUCAGCCGAAAUUCCCAACAAGUGCAAGAGACCAAAGCUCUACGCAGCUGUUGAGAAGUUCAUGGUUCAUGGUCCAUGCGGGAGAUACAAUAAUACCAGCCCAUUUCCGUACAACCCAUCUCUAUUGCUAAAGUAUGCUUGCCACAUCAACGUUGAGCAUACAUGUCAGACAUCUACCAUAAAAUAUCUGUUCAAAUAUGUUCACAAGGGAAAUGAUAGAGUCACGGCUUCUUUCUUCCAGAGCAAUGACGAAGGACAGCUCGAAAAGGUAAUUGAUGAGAUCAAGAAUUACUACAAUUGUAGGUACAUAUCUGCAUGUGAAGCUGCAUGGAGAAUAUUUGGGUAUGAGAUACAACUUAAGGAACCAUCAGUUGUCAGACUCCCUUUUCACUUACCAAACGAAAAUCCCGUGGUUUUUAGAGACUAUGAGAACAUAGUUGAUGUCAUUGACAGGGUGGACGGCAAUCCAACAAAGAUCAUAGCAUGGAUGCUUGCAAAUAAACUAUUUGCAUCUGGUCGAGCGCUUACCUAUAGUCAGUUUCCAAAAAAUUCGUUUGGAAAGAAGAUAUCUCCAUGUGGAUGCCUAGGAAACAAGGCUUCUCAAUUGACGGUUGAGGGCAUGGUGUAUACUACGUUCAAGGAAGCAUGCUAUGCAUUGGGGAUUCUGCAAGAUGAUAAAGAAUUUAUUGAUGCAAUCUUAGAAGCAAGUUCUUGGGCAUCUGCAGCUUACAUCCGCAACCUUUUUGUCAUUCUCUUCUUGUCAAACAACAUUGGUAGACCUAAAAUCGUUUGGCAACAGUGUUAUAGUGUGCUAUCUGAGGACAUUUUGUAUAAUCAUAGAAAAAAAUUUCAUUCUACAGGCUUGCAACUUUCCGAGGACCAAAUCAUGAAUCUUAUCCUUUCAAAGAUAGAGAAAAAACUCCAGGCUAAUGGUAGAUCGCUUAAAGAAUUCGACCAAAUGCCUUUUCUAAGUAUUACCUCUGUAGAGGGGUUAGACGACGUUUGA
Molecule: messenger RNA, 1491 nt
Organism: Arachis ipaensis
Lineage: Eukaryota; Viridiplantae; Streptophyta; Magnoliopsida; Fabales; Fabaceae
Source: RefSeq, a predicted model, not a curated record